Molecule: messenger RNA, 2256 nt
Organism: Daktulosphaira vitifoliae (grape phylloxera)
Lineage: Eukaryota; Metazoa; Arthropoda; Insecta; Hemiptera; Phylloxeridae
Product: modular serine protease-like
Exons: 13
Coding region: 216-2153 (645 amino acids)
Biological process (GO): proteolysis; acrosome reaction
Molecular function (GO): protein binding; serine-type endopeptidase activity
Source: RefSeq, a predicted model, not a curated record
UAUAUUCUAAUAGUACGUUUCUAUUUCACGUGUUAUCGCAGAAUAAGAACCUUCAGGUACAACUUUUAUCACAUCGUAUAAUUUUCAAAGUUAAAAUAAAUCGUUUACGAGUAGCAAUACUGAUUUAAGUCAUCAAACAAUCAAAUCCAAUUAUUUGUGAAAAAUUAUUUUGUUUUUUUUCUAAUGUAAUUAUUAGAAUUAUUAGUGCAAUUAUAAUGCUAAUAAUUAAACAUGGAAUUUCGCUACAUUAUUUUAUUAUAUUUGUCAUCGUAGGUCACGGAGUUUUUGGUAAUCAUCAUAAAACGGAUAAACGACAAACUUCAUGCUCCAUUGACAAAUACCAAUGUUCAAAUGGUUUUUGUAUAGAUUCCAUUUUAACCUGCGAUGGAAUUCCAGAUUGUCCAGAUAGUUCAGAUGAAACUCAAAAACUUUGUACAGAAAUAAUAUCAUCCUGUCCAUCCUUUGCGUUUCGUUGUAAGUAUGGCGCUUGUGUUGAUAGAAAUGUUAAGUGUGAUGGUAAACAUGAUUGUGUCGAUGGAUCUGACGAAAAUUUACCAGAAUGUAAAAAACACCAUACAUCUCAUCACAGUAGCACAAAAUGUCUUUCAGACGAAUUUCACUGUAAAUCUGGCGAAUGUAUCGACAGUACAAAUACAUGUGAUGGAAAUGUAGAAUGCAAAGAUGGGUCUGAUGAAACACACGAGCUCUGUAAAAGUAAUAGGUGUCCAAGUUACUCUUUUACGUGUAAUUAUGGUGCUUGUAUACCAAAAGAUAAAAAGUGCAAUGGCGUAAAAAACUGUGCAGAUGGUUCAGACGAAGGUGAUCGGUGUAAACAUUCUAAUGCCCACUCAACAUCAACGACUACAACUCGUAAGCCUACCACAGGAUCGCCAAACAAAAAAAAACAAUGCACUGUUCCUAAUGCGGAAGGAAGUAUUUAUACAUUGGAAAACGUUAAUAGAACCAUAUCUCCUGGCUCAAAAGUAAACCAAUACGACUUCAUCUUGGAAACUUGUAAACUAGAUUAUUUUCAAGACGGAUCCACUAGAUCAAGAGGGUGUAUAGAUAGUGAAAAAUGGACUCCGGUUUUUACAGACAUUUUAUGUUUAAAAAUGUGUCCUGUCAUGUUGUCAGAUAGCCUUAGUCUAGUAUGUACAUUUAAUGGCGAUAUAGUCCCUUGUUCAAAACCUUCUAAGCCUGGUACGAUAUUAAAACCUAAAUGCAAACCAACUCACAGUCUUCCAAACGGACAAACUGAAUAUCCAAUUGAACUCGUUUGUCAAAAAGAUGGACGAUGGAGCGGACAAUUGUACACUUGUGUCCCAGAUUGUGGAAGAUUAUUUGUCCCCAGUACGACAUUAGUUGCACACGGAAAUAAAACAGUCAUUGGAGAAGCGCCUUGGAAUGUCGGCGUGUAUCAAGUAAAUAAAGAUAAUUCUGUUGAUAUGAUUUGCGGAGGAUCAAUUAUUUCUCAACAUUUAGUUGUUUCUGCUGCCCACUGUUUUACUGAAGAAAAUGGACAAAUAAAAUACAAUAUUGAUGCUCUUGGUCUUUAUAAAAUCGGUGUUGGAAAAUACAAUAGAGAUAUUAAUUUGAGGGAUAACGAAUUUACACAAAUAAUUGAUAUUGAAAAAAUUUAUAUUCCAGAUCGAUAUUAUGGUAUAUCUGGUUUACACGCCGAGGAUAUAGCGAUUCUUAUUCUAUCAAUAAAAGUAACUAUCAGCGUAGCUGUUUCGCCAGUCUGUGUUGAUUGGAAUUUAAAAUAUACAGUAGCAAACGGAACACUGGGAUUGAUUGUAGGAUGGGGAAAAACAGAAAACUCAGAAUUGAGUCCGAGAUUAUUAAAGGCAAAUUUACCAUACCUUGACUACGCUUCAUGUCGAAAUUUAAUAAGACCACAAUUUGAGGCCUAUGUAACGAACGAUAAAUUCUGCGCUGGAUCUUUAACUGGUCAAGGUGUCUUGGAAGGAGACAGCGGGGCAGGGUUAACUUAUAUUCACAAUAAUUUACAUUAUUUAACUGGAAUUGUGAGUUUAAAAGAUUCAGAGGCAAAUGAUUCAAUUGCUCUUUUUACAGAUGUCAGUAAACAUAUUCCAUGGUUACAAAAACUUUAUUUAAAUUAUACUAAUAAUAAUGGAAUGCGGAUAAUUUAAUUUAAUUUUUUGUGUUACCAAAUGACGUGUAGUGUAUACAAAAAAAAUAUAACUAUUUACAUAAAAACGUAUUGAUGUUAUUAAAAUUUUUAUUACUAUAAUA